This is a messenger RNA of Phalaenopsis equestris, 1489 nucleotides long. RefSeq names its product protein DMR6-LIKE OXYGENASE 2-like. NCBI's taxonomy places the organism in Eukaryota, Viridiplantae, Streptophyta, Magnoliopsida, Asparagales, Orchidaceae. The record is from RefSeq and is a predicted model, not a curated record.
UGGCCUCAUCCCAUCCUCCAUCCUUAUCCUUCCCCUUUCUCUAUUUCUCAAAAACCAUAUAUUACAUUUAUCCCCCCCUCUAUUCCUCUCUCUCCAGCCACCAUUUUUCUUCUCUUCCUCCUGCUUCUCUAUCUUUCUCUCUUACAAUAAGAUGGUGAUGGAGAAGAAGGACGAAGAGGAGAGCACAUACCUAAAAGGCGUGCGAAACCUCUGUGAGAGCGGCACCAAAAAGUUACCCCGCAAGUACAUCCUACCGGUCCCUGAACGCCCUCUUCAAUCGAAGAGCCCGAGUGCGAGAUUCAAGUUGCCCACCAUAGACUUCUCUCAGUUACAGGAUAGCAAUGGUCGGCCGCAUGCCCUCCGUUCUUUGUCUAGAGCAUGCCAGGAGUAUGGAUUCUUCCAGAUUGUGAACCACGGGAUUCCCAGUGAAUCUCUGCUGAGUUUACUUUCGUCGGCGAGGAGAUUCUUCGAGUUAAGCUGCGAGGAAAGGGAGAAAUAUAUGUCGAACGACAUAAGAGCGCCUGUAAGAUAUGGAACCAGUUUUAACCAGUUGCAGGAUGGUGUGUUCUUCUGGAGGGAUUUUCUGAAACUCAGCUGCCAUCCUCUGCUCACUUUUCUGCCGUUUUGGCCUUCCUCUCCUCCGCAGUUGAGAGAAGAGGCCAUGUCAUACGCCAAACAAAGCAAAGCCUUGUUUUUAGUACUUAUGGAGGCCAUUCUUGAAACUUUAGGGAUUGGGCUUUCGGUUCUCAAAGAAUUAAAAGAAGGGACUCAUAUGAUGGUAAUCAAUUGCUUUCCUCCAUGCCCCGAGCCUGAUCUCACGCUUGGAAUGCCGCCACAUUCUGACUAUGGUUUUCUCACAAUACUGCUUCAAGAUAAGGUGAAGGGACUUCAAGUUCAAUGUGGUGAUGAUUGGAUUACAGUCGAUCCAGUUGCUAAUUCUCUUUUUGUCAAUGUCGGUGAUCAUCUCGAGAUAUUCAGUAAUGGGAGAUAUAAGAGUGUGCUUCAUCGGGUUCUUGUAAACUCGUCCAAAUCUCGGAACUCCAUUGCUUCAGUACACAGUCUUCCAUUUGAUAGCAUUGUUCGCCCUUCACCUGAACUUGUCAAAGAAAAUCAAAGGCUUUACAAGGACACGGACUUUGCUUCCUUUUUGAAUUAUAUGACCACUCAUGAAACUAACCAAAAGCACUUUCUUGAGUCAAGGAAAGUGGCCAACAUGAGCCCUGACUCCCAAUAGCAUUGAAUUAGAUUUAUUUCUUUGAUUCAUGAUAAUCAUCAACGACCUUAAUAUUUGGAUCAACCUACUUUAGGAUAUGACGUUGAACGUCGUCGGUCAUCUAAAAUUUUAACUUGAUUGUUCUUUUCAACCAAUUCCAACAUUGGUUAUGCUUACUAUAUUCUCUAUGCAUUUAGAAGUAUCAAUAAUGUACUUGGGUCAAUUAGAAAGAGAAAAGCCCUAUUGUUCUUAUGUUUUUUAUUUUAUUUGAUAGAA